AUGCAGGAGGGCGCAGCUGACGGUGCCCUUUUUGUAGUGAUCAAUCCAGCUCCUAAUUUGAAGAUGCUUGGCUUAUUACAGGGUUAUGCAGCUGGUUUGAUGCUUAGUAUUUCCUUCUUUGACCUUGCUCAUAAUGCUCUCAACUCACUUGGCUUCCUCAAAGGGAAGCUCUGGGUGGGUAUAAGUUUGCACAACUUUCCAGAGGGAAUGGCAGUGUUCCUUGGUUCAAUUAAGGGCCUUCGUGUUGGCCUCAACUUGGCGUUGGCCAUUGCUCUGCACAAUAUCCCAGAGUUUCAUUUGAAUAAAUUUUUUACUGUGUUUAGAUACACAUUAUUUUCCAAGAAAUACACCUAUCUAUUCCCUAGCAGCUUAGAUCCUGAGAUUUUGGAGGGUUUGCUUGGAUCAGUUGGUGGAGUUAUGGCCUUUCUGACCCUUCAUGAAAUGCUGCCAUUGGCUUUCGAUUAUGUGGGACAGAGACAAUCUGUUAAAGCUGUCUUCUUUGGGAUGGCUUUUAUGUCUGCAAGCCUAUAUUUUCUAAGUAUCGGCUUGCCAGAGGACAUGAGCUUGUAG
This is a messenger RNA of Arachis duranensis, 570 nucleotides long. Its product is annotated as zinc transporter ZTP29. Gene Ontology annotation, molecular function: zinc ion transmembrane transporter activity. The record is from RefSeq and is a predicted model, not a curated record. NCBI's taxonomy places the organism in Eukaryota, Viridiplantae, Streptophyta, Magnoliopsida, Fabales, Fabaceae. Gene Ontology annotation, biological process: zinc ion transmembrane transport. The transcript is spliced from 9 exons. Gene Ontology annotation, cellular component: membrane. The coding region runs from base 1 to 570 and encodes 189 amino acids.